Molecule: messenger RNA, 1110 nt
Organism: Exophiala viscosa
Lineage: Eukaryota; Fungi; Ascomycota; Eurotiomycetes; Chaetothyriales; Herpotrichiellaceae
Exons: 2
Coding region: 1-1110 (369 amino acids)
Source: RefSeq, a predicted model, not a curated record
AUGUCCGACGAUGAAGCCGACCCGGACCUCGUGGCAUUGCUCCGUCAAUCCCUGGGUCUGGCAGGCAGUUCGUCGACUGCCGCUCCAGGCACGGGCGUCCUGAAAUCAGCAGAAUACAUAUGCGACAAUGCAAUCGACGUCUCGAUAUCUCACUCUGGCACCAAAACUGCUGCAGAGACGAUAUGGCAACUCAUGCAGAAAAAGCAAUACUCAACCGAGACGUGGUCGACACAUGAACUACAUCCGAAAUCCAAAGACGAAGCCACCGUCAACUUCAUCUUCACCAUGAACCUGCUCAAUUUCUCCUUCUGGUCGGAACUGUCGCCUCAGGAGCGCUUCGCCGUCGACUAUCGUGGCAAGACCUGGACGGGCUACUGGUCGCUGGUCGCAGCCUUGCAGCGAGCUCUGGACGAAGGCCACCCCAUAACAACACCAUCCUUCUGGCUCGACUCCUCCGUCUGCCCAGACGACCUGCUCUCCCACAUCUUCCGCUCCGCCACAGCCGAAUCCAUCCCCUUACUUACAGACCGCAACUCCAUCCUCCGCGAAGCCGCCAAAGUUCUGCACCAGCAUUUCUCCAACCGCCCCGUCAACAUCAUCACUCGCGCAAACCACUCCGCCGCAACCCUAGUCAACAUCCUAGUCGAAUACUUCCCCAACUUCCGCGACACCGCGACAUUCCAUGGCCGAGAAGUAAACCUGUACAAACGCGCUCAAAUCCUCGUGGCCGACCUAUGGGCCUGCUUCAACGGGACCAGCUACGGCACCUUCACCGACAUUGGCAGUUUGACAAUGUUCGCCGACUACCGCAUCCCGCAAAUGCUUCAAGGGCUGCACUGUCUGUGGUACUCACCCAGACUAGAAACGCGGAUCGCUCGGCUCCAAACGCUACAACCCGGUGAGGCCAUGGAAAUCGAGAUCCGCGGCUGCAGUAUCUGGUGCGUCGAGUUGAUCCGUCGCGAAAUCAUCCGUCAACACCCCGAGGCCAAAGCAAAACUCAAUGCCGUGCUUAUAGACUUUUUCCUGUACGAUACUUGUAAGGACCUCGAGGCGCGUGGCGAAAUGGACGACAUGCUGCCUCAUCAUAGAACGAGAUCCAUCUUUUAUUGA